CUCCUCUGCUCUCUUUAAUGCAGAAGAUGCUGAGAUAAGCGAGUGCUGUGGUCAAGUGCGUUCUGUUUUGGCAGUAGACGAAUGGCACAGGGAAACCAGCAGAGUGACAACCAGGUUCUGCAUCACCUGCGGCAAAAGUUUCCAGAGGUUCCCGAGGACGUGGUGUCCGAGUGUGUCCUGCAGAAUAAGAAUGAUUUAGCUGCAUGUUGCGAGUACCUGACCAAAGUGAGUCCUGGUUUCUUGUAUAGUGAAGGCAGCCAGAGUUUGACAGAUCUACGCAAUCACAUGACCCAGCUCAACCUCGGCGUGUCUCAGAAUACCCAUGGUGCAGUGCAGCGAGAUGUAGUGAGGAUGAAUGGCAGCAGGACUGUCCCCCCCAGUGUGAGCGAUGGGCCUUUAAACGUGCCUCCUCCCCAGCCCGAGACGCCACCUGCGCCGACACACAAUCCCACGAGCCUCAGUGCCUUCACCACCAUGGAGUCCACUCGCAAGCCGCCGCCUCCUCAGCACCUGGGCCUUUACCAGGUUGGGGGCAAAGGUCACGGACCGCCUCCAACCCCGCGCUUCAACCCAAUCACGGUGACGCUUGCGCCGAACACCGGCCGCAGCACACCUACCUCCCUGCACAUCCACGGAGGGCCUCAGUCGGGUCUGAACAGCCCAAACUCCAUCUACAUCCGGCCGUACGUGACCCAGCCGGGCUCCACGCGACAGGCCCCCGGCCGUGCUCAGUACAGCCCCACCUCGCAGCCCACACAGCAGAUCUACCAGAUCAGCCACCCUGCAGCUUCCCAGAGCUCCUGGAGCGGCGGCCAGCAUCAGACCUCACACGUGUACAUGCCCAUUAGCUCGCCCACCAGCACCCAGGCCCCUCCCAUACCCUCGCCUUCCUCCUGCUCGUCCUCCUUCAGCCAGUACAACAUCCAGAACAUCUCGACCGGGCCACGCAAGAAUCAGAUCGAGAUCAAGCUGGAGUCUCCACAGAGAGUGGCUGGGGGUUCGAGCGCGGCCACAGCAACGCUCCUGCGCUCGCCACCCUCCUGUAGCUCCGCGUCUUCGUCCUGUCCGUCGUCAUCGUCGCUGGCUGCCAGCACAGGUCCCUCCACUCCCAUCUCGAUUGGAGGCACAGGUCUGAGUCGCAGCCAGCCCACGGUGUACAUCUCUGCUUCUCCUCCCGCUGCUGCCUCCACCUCGGCGGACGACUGUGCCGUUGUGCCUCGCUCACAGCCCAAGUUCUAUAUUUCUGCAAACACAUCCGCAGACGACGGAGGGGCGAGGAACCCGCCGACGGUCUAUAUCUCAGCCAAUCCGGCGCUCCAGGCUUCUGCGGGAUUGCGCCCUUUAGGAAGCCAGAGCAUGGGCCCUGCGUACAUACACCACCACCCACCCAAAUCCCGUCCCUCUGUGGGAGCCGGAGGCACGGCCACGUCUCCUCGUGUGGUGGUCACGCAGCCCAACACCAAAUACACCUUCAAAAUCACUGUCUCCCCCAACAAACCUCCGGCAGUGUCUCCUGGAGUGGUGUCGCCCACGUUCGAGCCGACUAACCUGCUCAGUCUCCCAGGAGAUCACCAUUACGCAGAGCCGGAUCCGCUGAACCAGUCUGACCCGCUCUCACCUCAGCGGGACACAAGCUCGGAGCCGCGCAGACUCAGCAUGGGUGCAGACGACGCUGCCUACACACAAGGUACGUUCAUCAGGGAGGACACCGAUCACUCCUGUAAAUGCUUUGCUGAUUGCGUUUCACCAUGCCUUCCAUUCGGAUUUAAUACAUCAUUGCAUGAUCUUUUUUUUUUUUUAUGUUGUUACAUUUUAAGAUAUAUAUUUAAGAGUUCUACACUAGAGCGUUCUGCACCACUAGCCUAGGCUAUUUCAGAUAUU
Sinocyclocheilus grahami is the source of this 1881-nucleotide messenger RNA. RefSeq names its product TGF-beta-activated kinase 1 and MAP3K7-binding protein 2-like. The transcript is spliced from 2 exons. Gene Ontology annotation, biological process: positive regulation of canonical NF-kappaB signal transduction; positive regulation of protein kinase activity. NCBI's taxonomy places the organism in Eukaryota, Metazoa, Chordata, Actinopteri, Cypriniformes, Cyprinidae. Gene Ontology annotation, molecular function: ubiquitin binding; K63-linked polyubiquitin modification-dependent protein binding. The coding region runs from base 82 to 1866 and encodes 594 amino acids. The record is from RefSeq and is a predicted model, not a curated record.